AUGUCUACCCCGGUCUCCCCCUCCCCCUCCCUCUCCCCGUUGACACUGGCCUCCCCUACAUCGGCAACCUCCCCCGGUGCCUCCCCUCUGCCCUCGCCCCUAUCCCCUCCACCCAGGGUGCCCGUGUUCCAGAGGAAGGGAGCGCUCAAACACAAGAGGAUUGUGGAAGUUAAAGACCAUCAGUUCACGGCCCGCUUCUUCAAACAGCCCACCUUCUGCAGCCACUGCACCGACUUCAUCUGGGGCAUCGGCAAACAGGGAUUCCAAUGUCAAGUUUGCAGUUUUGUGGUCCACAAAAGAUGUCACGAGUUUGUGACCUUCACUUGUCCUGGCUCUGUGACAGGCCCCAAACCAGAUGACCUGAAGAGUCAACACACAUUUAAGGUCCAGACUUACUCCAGUCCCACCUUCUGCGACCACUGCGGCUCGUUGCUGUACGGCCUCAUACACCAGGGCAUGAAAUGUUCCAGUUGUGACAUGAACGUCCAUCGACGGUGUGAGACAAGUGUUCCCAGUCUCUGUGGACAAGACCAUACAGAGAAGAGAGGAAGGAUCCACCUGACUAUCAGAGGAGAGUCUGAGGAAGUCUUUGUAACAGUGCGGGAGGCUCGUAACCUGAUGCCCAUGGAUCCAAACGGCCUGUCAGACCCGUAUGUUAAACUGAAAUUGAUUCCGGACCCCAAGAGCCACAGCAAACAGAAGACCAAGACCAUCCGCUCAACACUCAAUCCCGUCUGGAAUGAGAGUUUCACCUUCUCAGUGCGCGGUCACCAGUGGGACAGGCGACUGUCUGUGGAGGUAUGGGACUGGGACCGCACAUCUAGGAACGAUUUCAUGGGAGCGCUGUCAUUUGGAGUGAGUGAGAUCUUCAGGCGUCCUAUCAGCGGCUGGUUCAAACUGCUGGCCCAAGAUGAGGGAGAGUACUACAACAUCCCCGUGCCAGACCCAGACCUGCAGGUAGGAAACUUUACUCCACCAGACGCCCCAACACCAUCCCUGCCUCAAGCGAUACCUGUCCCGCUGUCUGAAGUGUUCCCUGUGGCUCUGUCCCCGACCCCUGUACCGUGUCCUCCUGUCCACACCCCAGGCCCUGCCAAAGUCAGAGUGGGCAUCCAUGACUUCAACUUCCUCAUGGUGCUGGGCAAAGGCAGCUUUGGCAAGGUGCUGCUGGCAGAGGAGCGAGGCAGCGAGCGUCUGUUCGCAGUGAAAGUGUUGAAGAAAGACGUUCUCUUCCAGGACGAGGACACGGAGAGCGCCCUGGUGGAGAGGAGGGUUCUGGCGCUUUCCUCUCGCCCUCACUUCCUCACAUCACUCUACUGCGCCUUCCAGACUGAGGACCGUCUUUAUUAUGUGAUGGAAUAUGUCAACGGAGGAGACCUGAUGUUUCACAUCCAGAUAGUUGGCAAGUUCAAAGAGCCUCAUGCAGCGUUUUAUGCAGCAGAGAUAGCGGUCGGCCUCUUCUUCCUCCACAGCAAAGGCAUCAUCUACAGGGAUCUAAAGCUGGAUAAUGUGCUGCUUGACAGUGAGGGCCACAUAAAGAUAGCUGACUUCGGGAUGUGCAGGGAGGGCAUGUUUGAGGGCGACACCACGCGCACAUUCUGCGGCACCCCUGACUACAUCGCCCCUGAGAUUGUGGCAUAUCAGCCUUAUGAUAAAGCGGUAGACUGGUGGUCCUAUGGAGUACUGCUGUAUGAAAUGCUGGCAGGACAGGUACAUUUCCCGUGUAUUGAAGAGGAGGAGCUGUUUCAGUCCAUUAUGGAGCAGUGUGUCUCAUACCCGAAAAGUCUCUCUCGUGAAGCUGUUGCUAUCUGCAAGGGACUCCUGACGAAGAACCCGGCCAAGCGUCUUGGUGAAGGAGAAGAAGGAGAGAGAGAAAUCAGGGAACAUCCAUUCUUCCGCUGGAUUGACUGGGACCGUCUGGAGAGAUUGGAGAUCCAGGCGCCCUUCAAACCCAGAACUGGUGGGAAAAAAGGUGAAAAUUUCGACAAGUUCUUCACAGCAGCUCCGUCAGUGCUCACCCCGUCUGACCCGGAUAUACUCGCAGCUAUAAAUCAGGAAGACUUCCAGGGCUUCUCCUUCCUAAACCCAGACUUUGCCCCAUCGCCUCUCACCGCUGUUUGAAAAUGGCUCCCCAACCUGCUCCAACAACCCCUCCAAGUGUACCCAAGCUACCCUGUUACCCUCCGUAAUAGUAGUUUUAUAACAGAAUUUGAACUAGCAGUAUUAAAGACACCUCUCAUAACCAAAUCCUAACGUUUACAUAAAAAUGCCAAGACACCUUUAUAUUCAUGCACUCUCUUUGAUGUAUGUAUUUUAUCUUGAUAGUCACACAAUAUGUUGCAGCAAUGCAAACAAAGCCAGUAUUCUACUAUUCCAUCUUAGAGUUUUUUGUAAGGCAUCCCUUAACUUGAUAUAAGAGUACUUUAGUAUAAACCUGAAAAAUGAAUCUCUUUGCAUGCAAUGUUUUUAGAAUGAAUUCCUCUGACACACUAGUUUUCUAUAGCAUAGAUUAGCCAAGAAAAUAUACCUGUAUAACUUUACAACCAAUUAAUUUAAAACUUUUCCCAUUACAUUGAUUAGAAUCAUUUUGUGUUGUAAGAAGACGGUAGGCAAAACAAGUCACUUUUUAAUCAUUUUGCAGUUCAUACACACAAAUAAAAAUGUUUCUUAGCAGGUAUAUUCCAGUCGAACAUUGCGUUUAUACACAGUACAGUAAUUCAGCACCAGGAGCACUAUAAUAUGUCUAUUCUAAAUAUCUAUCUUACUCUGUUUGUGUGUGUGUGAGUGUUUGACUGUGACGCAAACUGAGCGAGUAGCCUUUUUAUUUCAUUAGACUGGCAGCCUGUGGAUUCCUCUGGCCUGGCCCGGCCUCUCAUUUUAACGUCACACUGGUGACCUCAGAUGACCCGCUGAGACGCUGAAACAAUGCAGCGGGCACAGUUAAUGUGACAGUUAAUGUGGCUACAGCGCUGCCCCCCAGCUCAUGCCCACUCUGUCUGACUCUAUUAUCACUGAGAGGAAGUCCUCACAUUACUGCCACAGUUUGGGCUGCAUCAUUUCUCUGUUAUUG
This is a messenger RNA of Morone saxatilis (striped sea-bass), 3070 nucleotides long. RefSeq names its product protein kinase C, gamma (gene prkcg). NCBI's taxonomy places the organism in Eukaryota, Metazoa, Chordata, Actinopteri, Moronidae. The transcript has 16 exons. The record is from RefSeq and is a predicted model, not a curated record. Bases 1 to 2121 code for a protein of 706 amino acids. Gene Ontology annotation, molecular function: diacylglycerol-dependent serine/threonine kinase activity; ATP binding; zinc ion binding. Gene Ontology annotation, biological process: protein phosphorylation.